This is a messenger RNA of Lasiosphaeria miniovina, 810 nucleotides long. Its product is annotated as glycosyl hydrolase family 61-domain-containing protein. NCBI's taxonomy places the organism in Eukaryota, Fungi, Ascomycota, Sordariomycetes, Sordariales, Lasiosphaeriaceae. The transcript has a single exon. The annotation marks the transcript as partial. The record is from RefSeq and is a predicted model, not a curated record.
ACUGUGGCACUGGCACUGGUGCUUGCCGCCAGCAAGGUAUCGGCCCACACUACCAUGUUCAGCGUCCAGGUCGACGGGGCAGACCAAGGAGACGGCAGGAACGUCUACAUCAGGUCGCCCCCCAACAACAGCCCGGUGAAGGACCUGGCCAGCCCGGACCUCGUGUGCAACGUCAACGGCGGCAGGGCCGUCAGCUCCUUUGUCAAGGCGGCCGCCGGCGCCACCCUGACGUUUGAGUGGUUCCACGACAACCGAAACGACGACAUCAUCGACGGCACGCACAAGGGCCCCAUCAUCACCUACAUCGCGCCCUUCACGGCAACCAACGGGGCGCAGUCCAUCUGGACCAAGAUCGCCGAGGACGGCUUUGACAGCGCCACCAAGCUGUGGGCCAUCGACAAGCUCAAGUCUAACGCCGGCAAGAACAGCUUCGUCCUUCCCGCCAGCAUCGCCCCUGGCCAGUACCUAGUCCGCCAGGAGAUCAUUGCGCUGCACGAGUCCGACGCCACGUUCAACGUCAACCCCGCCCGCGGUGCUCAGUUCUAUCCCAGCUGCGUCCAGGUCGAGGUUACCGGCUCCGGCACCGUCGUCCCGAGCGACAACUUCAACUUCAACACGGGCUACACCUACUCGGACCCCGGCAUUGCCUUCAACCUGUAUGCUGCGUUCACCAGCUACACCAUCCCCGGCCCCAAGGUCUUCUCCGGCGCCGCGGCUGUCGGCGGCUCGCCUGCUACUGCCCCCGUAGCGACCGCCACCGCUGUGUCAUCCAGGGCCGUUGUGGUCCCCACCACCGCCCCGGCUGCCGUC